Harpegnathos saltator (Jerdon's jumping ant) is the source of this 1188-nucleotide messenger RNA. RefSeq names its product 40S ribosomal protein S28-like. The transcript is spliced from 7 exons. The coding region runs from base 247 to 1173 and encodes 308 amino acids. The record is from RefSeq and is a predicted model, not a curated record. Gene Ontology annotation, cellular component: nucleus; ribosome; cytosolic small ribosomal subunit. Gene Ontology annotation, biological process: translation; ribosomal small subunit assembly; maturation of SSU-rRNA. Gene Ontology annotation, molecular function: structural constituent of ribosome. Lineage: Eukaryota; Metazoa; Arthropoda; Insecta; Hymenoptera; Formicidae.
CUCACAAGGACAAUUCAGACGAGUGAAAAUAGAGUUCCGGCAAAUAAAAUCGACAAAUUAUCAAAACAUGAAAGGUCCGGUACGUGAAGGUGAUCUUUUAACCUUGUUUGAAUCUGAGUUUGAGGCAAAAAGAUUCUAAUAACCAGAGCAGCAAUUUUGAUUGACGUAGAAAAAAUCAUUGCCAGACAAAAUGGAACAGGGAUUAAGAAGAGGCAGGCGAAAGCAACGUCAGCACAAAUAGAUUAUAUGGUGGACUAUUUUGUACAGCAUCCACAUGUAGCAACAUGCAAAUUCCAAACUCUACACGGGAACGCAGAUUUAAGAGGGUCAUGGGAGCAAUUAGUCGCUCACUUAAAUACUAUGGGAAGAAAUGGGAAGUCAAAAGAUAUAAAGUCAUGGAAAUCGACAUGGCGAGAUAAUAAAACAGCAGUUUCCCAAAAAGUUGCUAAAAUCCGUGCUAAUAAAGUUACGACAGGGAACAUUGGUGGUCCUCCUAUCACACUGACGGAUCGAGAAAAAAAGAUUUUAGGCCUUAUAGGACUAAAUUAUGUGGAAGGUGUACAAUGUCCUGAUUCAUUUCCAGAGGAACAGGGAGAAGCAAUGCAUUUGCUUACUGCAGGGGACGAAAGAAUUUUAAAUGAUAUUCCAGAGUCAUUAACAUUAAGAAAUAACGAGAUUAUAGAACAUGACGUUAAUUAUACAGAUUAUGAAGUGCUACAUGAUAUGGGAAAUGUUAUUGAAGAAGGGUCAUCUUUCAAUAAUAUUCAAACACACUCACAAAUUCAAAAUGUGGAGACUGCAGAAUGUCAUCGUGAAAUAACAGAACCACCAUCCGCUAUUCAAAUUGAUGAUCCACAACGGCUCACAACUGUAACGCAAAGUUCGAGCAAGAAGCGAAAAAGACCACAAAUUACAAGGAACAGUGAACGGUUGGGUAUACAACUGCACAAUGCCAGAGAAGAUUUUGCGAUCCUAGCCGAACGCCAAAUUUCAUGUAUGGAGAUGUUUGCAAAGGCAAUGCAACAAAUUGCGGAUAAUGAAAAAGAGCGAAAUGAAUGUCUACGUGCCUUUAUAGAAGCAGAAAGAAGUAGAGAGACAACAUAUUCCGAAUUAUUAAUAAUAAUCAAAGAUUGUGUUGAAGUAUUAAAAAAAAAAAAUCUUUCACAUAACUAGUCCGUAUUUUGAUCA